Messenger RNA from Volvox carteri f. nagariensis, 516 nucleotides. RefSeq lists its product as uncharacterized. The record is from RefSeq and is a predicted model, not a curated record. The transcript has 2 exons. Bases 1 to 516 code for a protein of 171 amino acids. Lineage: Eukaryota; Viridiplantae; Chlorophyta; Chlorophyceae; Chlamydomonadales; Volvocaceae.
AUGUAUGACGCCAUCAACUAUUUGCCCAAAGCCUUCUAUUAUCGCAUGGAGCGAGCAUGGGCACUAUGCAUGGAUGUAGACCUGCAGGCGGCGACCGACGUCACCAUCAAUGCCCUCGGCAUCACGGGCGACAGAGCUGGCGGGGGCCAGGCCGCAGGUAGCAGCGCUGGCGGAAGUGCAGCCACCGUCCCCAGCGCCCGUGGCGGCAGCACCGCCGGCAGCCACACCGGUGGAGGCCAGCCGGACGGUGACAGCAACGGCAAAGGGCAACCAGGCAACGGCAGCCCCGGGGCCGCCAAAUGCUCAGUCGCUGAACUUGUGGCAGCACAGCGCCUGCACUGCCAGUACGGUCACCUCGGUUACUGCGUGCUGGAGCAGCUGAUAAGCAAGCAGCUGGUGCAGGGACCACAGGUCACUCCAGCGGCACUGCGCCAGGAGAUGGAGGCCGUCUGCGAGGCCUCUGUCACCGUGAAGGCCACCGCAACCGCCCACCCCAGCCGCGGCAACCAGCCGUAG